Molecule: messenger RNA, 1229 nt
Organism: Papilio xuthus (Asian swallowtail)
Lineage: Eukaryota; Metazoa; Arthropoda; Insecta; Lepidoptera; Papilionidae
Product: RWD domain-containing protein 2A
Exons: 1
Coding region: 138-983 (281 amino acids)
Molecular function (GO): protein binding
Source: RefSeq, a predicted model, not a curated record
CGCACAAGUUUGUCAUUACAAUUCACGAUUCUAGUUAUGUGUUGUGUUUACAAUUUACUGCCAGAUGUUUGCUUAGAAUUCUAUAUAGUAAUUAAAAAUCCAUAUUAUACUAUCGAAAAUUAUAAUCAAAUAGAAAUAUGGAGGCUGACCAAUCAGUUAAAGAUACGUUAAUUGUUAAUUUAACUAAGCAAUUAAGUGAAUUAGAAUUAUUGAAAUCUAUGUAUCCCAAUCAGAAUGAAAUUAUAAUAACUGAUAACAGUGUGUUCGAAGACAUUAAACAAUUUGUCGAAAAUAAAAGUUUUAAUAUUCCUAGCCAUCUUGAUUUUAUUAUGAAAAUUCAUCUCAAUGAGUAUAAACUAGAGAUAUAUGUUAACUUACCCACACUUUACCCAGAUGAAGAGCCUGAUGUAUAUGUAAGGUGUAAUCAGUUGAAUAGACUGCAAGAAACUAAUUUGAAUUCAGAGCUGUCAACAUACAUUAAAAUUUCUCAUGAGAAUGAAGUAUGUUUAUAUACGGCCAUUUCAUGGCUACAAGAAAAUAUUGAUAAUUUCAAAGUAAUAUCGCAAAAUGUUCCCAAACCUACACCUUCUGUCUUGGAUAAUAAAGAUGCCACUUUUGUGAGGCUGUGGAUAUUUUCACAUCACAUUUACAGCAAAUACAAAAGAGAGCAAAUCAUAAGUAGGUCUAAAGAACUGAAUUUGACCGGAUUUUGUUUACCUGGAAAACCUGGCAUAAUAUGUAUUGAAGGAAUUGAUAAAGACUGUUCAGAAUGGUGGAAAGAUAUAAAGUCAUUGAAUUGGAAGAAAAUAUCUAUAAGGAAAUCAGAAGUUUUUGACAUAAACAAGAAAGCCAAAAAUCAACAAUUUAAGGAUUUCCAGGAAGUUAGUUUUCAGAAUCACUUAUCUAAAAAUAAGCACGCAUUUUCCAAAUUUAUGGAGGAGCACAAUCUUAGUCAGGAGUUUGGUGAAUUUUUAGGUAUAUAGCAUCGUAAAAGACGCACCACUCGUAAGGGUAAGCACAAGUAAUUAACCAUAUUUGUUGAUUUUAACGGCUUCUUUGGACUAAAAAUUGAUUUGACUAAUUAAAUCAUUUUGGAAUCAAAUUCCUUUAUCUUAAUUCACAUCCUCAGUGCCACUGACUCACGCUAUGUGAUAUAUGUGAAUGUUUAAAUUGUUGUGACAUUGAGCUUGUUAAAAAUUUAUGACCAUGUUGACUUGGCAUUUAUUUUA